Haliotis rubra (blacklip abalone) is the source of this 1657-nucleotide messenger RNA. RefSeq names its product trissin receptor-like. The record is from RefSeq and is a predicted model, not a curated record. The transcript is spliced from 3 exons. Gene Ontology annotation, molecular function: G protein-coupled receptor activity. Gene Ontology annotation, cellular component: plasma membrane. NCBI's taxonomy places the organism in Eukaryota, Metazoa, Mollusca, Gastropoda, Lepetellida, Haliotidae. The coding region runs from base 1 to 1467 and encodes 488 amino acids. Gene Ontology annotation, biological process: G protein-coupled receptor signaling pathway.
AUGGCAGUUGCUGUUGCCCUACUGAGCGCUCGUCAUCAAGGAGAUAAAACAGGUAGUAAGCAGCUGGUGAUCUGGUAUGAUCUCAGAAAUGUAACAGUAUUGAUCGUCAUCAUCAAAAACAAAAGGAUGAGGACACGGACUAACUUCUUCUUGGCCAACUUGGCAGUGGCAGAUUUCCUUGUCGGCAUCCUGUGUAUCAUACCAAACCUGUCCGUCAACCUUUCACCGAAGUGGGUUCUUGGCCGCGCAAUGUGCAAGAUUUAUUACUUUGUACAGAACAUGAGCUACACAGCUUCAAUGUUGUUUCUCGCCGUCAUCGCCAUUGAACGUUACGUUGCCAUCAUGUAUCCCCUACGGUCACGUCAACUCUUCACCAGCGUUCGACUCCAGAUAGCCCAGGUCUUCAUCUGGCUCGUUGCAUCCGCCUCCAACGUACAAUUACUGUUCAUCUUCGAUAUCCACGGCACGGGGGGCUCCGACGGUACUUAUAGCGAAUACUGUUUUCACACUGCUUCUAUAUUCACAAUGCGAGCUCUCGCUACGGUCAACAUUGUUCUUUGGUAUACGGUCCCUCUCGGAGUAAUGGCGGUUGUGUACACUCGCAUUUCCAUUACAUUAUGGUCCACAAGUAAAAACGCUUUGGUUCAGUCAAAGGAAAGCGAUCCCCACAAGAAAGAACAACAUAUAAGUGACAAGAAACAUUGUUCGUGUGUAAGGUUGAAUGACAGCCACAGCAGUGAUCUCGACGACAAAGAAGUAACAAAAGUAACAUGUAAUACAGGUGUUACAGAAAAUAGUUCCUCGUCUGAGACACGAAACGAAAAAAGCUUAAAAUCAAACCUACGUAACGGAAACACGAACAGCAACUGCUGUCAUGAUGGUCGACGUUCUCCGAAUAAAGUCAGAUACUGUCUUCCCCACGACAAAGACCAUGCAUACAAGCAGGAAAAGAAUAAAUCGCAUCUGUCAACUAGUCAAUCACUGUCGCCAUGGCAGAUCCGACGUUCCACACAAGCCCGUCAGUCACCUAAACUUUCAAAACGUGACUCGCCCAAUUCGCUCAAAAUGGAGGUAUCCACCGACAUGUACAGUGAAGUGACAUUUAGUGAAGACACGGACAGUAUUAGGAGCCGGGUCUCUGUAAGGAGGCCGCGCAAUACACGGAUGAGUUCCCGCAAGGCUCUGUCCUCGAGACGUCGGGUUAUUAAGUUGCUCAUGGCGGUUCUAGCCACGUUCGCCAUUUGCGUUUUGCCACAUCACUUGCGCCUUCUCCUUCACUACUGGCAAGUAUUCCCAGGACCAAAUGUCAGCCUCUUGCCCCCGAUAACAUCCAUAAUGCUCUAUCUCAACAGUGCCUUGAAUCCCCUUCUGUAUUGGUUGUUUUCAGACAGCUUUCGACGGAGUUUCAAGGAUACGUUUUUCUGUUGCCGGAAAAUGUCUAAAACUGGACGUUACACCGUCACUUAGAAUAUAUUGACGGACAAUGGUGUUUCAUUCUAUGUGAUUGACAAAUACAUCAAUUCAAUACAUUAUUAAAAGUGUUUCCAUUUAUUGAAAUAACUGUGAAAACUGACUUUUCAGGUGUGACAUUCGUGGCGUGAAAACUGGUCAUUGUUUUGUAGACGAACGUCUUGGGGUGAUAAGGAGACGAAAUAUG